AUGGAAGCAGCUGGAUAUAGUUUGGAGGACAUGGUACAAAUGGAACACUUCUCAGUAAAAGCAGUUUAUAAGAGACUGCAAGGAGAAUUUCAAAAAGUACCCUGGAGAAAAUUAGUGUGCAAUAACAUGGGAUACCCAAAGUGGAUUUUCAUUCUAAGACUGGCUAUUAUGGAAAGGUUGGCUACAAAAGGCAGACUUGAGAAAUGGGGGAUAAAGGUAGAUAAAACUUGUGUGAUGUGUAACAAAGCAGAGGAAUCUGUGGUGCACUUGUUCUUUCAAUGUGAGGAAACUGCUAGAGGCAUUCAGAGGAGGUGUUUGGAUUGGAAAGCUGAGGUUGAAUGGGCUAUGCAACAUUAUAGGGGACACAGUAGAGCUACUGUUAUAUACAAAAUGACACUGGCAGCUGUAAUAUACCACAUUUGGGCUGAGAGGAAUACAAGAGUUUUUCAGCAGAAGAGUAGGACAGCACAAACUAUAUCUAGGCUUAUCAUUCAGGAAGUUUUUCUCAGAGGAAGCUUAGUAAAAAAGCUGGUUGUGUAUCUACAAAAGCUUACUUUCUAUCCUAUAGUAGAUUAG
Lycium barbarum (goji berry) is the source of this 576-nucleotide messenger RNA. RefSeq lists its product as uncharacterized. Bases 1 to 576 code for a protein of 191 amino acids. The record is from RefSeq and is a predicted model, not a curated record. The transcript is spliced from 2 exons. NCBI's taxonomy places the organism in Eukaryota, Viridiplantae, Streptophyta, Magnoliopsida, Solanales, Solanaceae.